UUCAUUCUUGCAUAGAUAUAUAAAUCUUUUGCAUAUGUCAGAGGCUCCUGCUACAGUAGUCCUUCUCCUUCAGCUCUGGUACACUUUCCUAGGGAUUCAUAACCCAAUCACAGUUGUAGAAUCUGUCACUACCCUUUACUGCACCGAAGUCACUUCUCUCUCUUCUUUCCCACCCUCAUCUCCAUGCUAAAAUAUAUAAAACAACACUCCACAACAGGCCAAAAUAACCAGCUUUUGAUCCCUGAUAUACUAAUAUAUAAUAUUAUGUGCUGAACACGCUCUCUGGUGUCUCUGGUGUGCUAUUUAGAUCACAAGAGUGAAAGGAAGAAGCAACAGAGAGAAAGGUAGAGAUGGAGGAGGUUUUUGUUGCCAUGAAACUAGUUUUUUCAGUUGCUGUUGUGGGGGUUCUGAGCUGGAUACUGUAUGUGUAUGGAAGUUUGUGGCUUGAGUCUCAAAGGGUGAGGAAGAGGAUACAAAUGCAAGGAAUAAAAGGGCCUCCACCUUCUUUUCUGCAUGGAAAUCUGUCUGAUAUGCAGAGAAUUCAAGCUCAGGCUAGCCUAGCCAAAGCUUCUAUUUCAACCUCCAACGGUUCUGAUCAGUAUGUGGCUCAUGACUGCACUGCAACCCUCUUCCCCUAUUUUGAGCACUGGAGGAAACAAUAUGGUCUACUGUACACUUACUCCACAGGGAUGAAACAGCACCUGUAUAUUAACCAACCGGAUCUAGUACGAGAAAUGAAUCAGUGCAUCACUUUGGUUUUGGGUAAGCCUACUUACUUAACAAAAAAACUUGAACCUAUGCUUGGCAAUGGCAUUUUGAGAGCCAAUGGUAUCAGUUGGUCACAGCAGAGGAAACUUGUUGCAGCUGAAUUCUUCAUGGACAAAGUUAAGGGUAUGGUGGACUUAAUGAUAGAGUCAGCGCAGCCAAUACUAUUGAAAUGGGAGCAAACUAUUGAGAGCCAAGGAGGUGCCACAGCUGAAGUUAAAGUGGAUAAAGAUCUGAGAGGUUUAUCAGCUGAUGUUAUUUCAAGGGUUUGCUUUGGCCAUUCUUAUUCCAAGGGAAAGGAAGUCUUCUCCAAGCUUAGAAGCAUGCAGAAGGCCAUGUUCAAGCAUCGUGGCUUCCUUUUUGGCCUCGGCAGUUUUCGUGAGAAACUGAGUUUCAAGUCAAAGAAGCAAAAUGAGAUAGCGAAUUUGGAGAAAGAGAUAGAGUCAUUGAUAUGGGAGUUAGUGGAGAAACGCAAGAGGGAAUGCUCAGAGGCAUCCUCAUCAGAGAAGGAUUUGAUGCAGUUACUGUUGGAAGCAGCCAUGAGUGAUCAGAGUCUGGGGAAGGACUUUUCCAAACGGUUCAUUGUGGAUAACUGCAAAAACAUUUACUUUGCUGGUCAUGAAACCACUGCUGUAGCAGCCUCCUGGUGUUUGAUGCUUCUUGGUUUGCACCUAGAAUGGCAGACACGUAUAAGGGCUGAGGUAGCUGAACAUUGCCCCAACGGUAUACCAGAUUCAGAUUCUCUCCCUCUGUUGAAAACGCUGGGUAUGGUGAUUCAAGAAGUGCUACGUUUAUAUCCACCAGCAGCCUUUGUGUCAAGGGAGGCAUACGAAGAUAUCCAAAUUGGAAACCUGGAUGUUCCUAAGGGUGUUUGUUUGUGGACUCUGAUCCCAACCCUGCACAGAGAUCCUGAAAUAUGGGGAGCAGAUGCUAAUGAGUUUAAACCAGAAAGGUUCAGUGAGGGAGUGUCGAAGGCCUGCAAGUAUCCACAAGCUUAUGUGCCAUUUGGGUUGGGUACUCGUUUGUGCUUGGGAAAGAACUUUGCAAUGGUUGAAUUGAAGGUUGUGCUAGCCCUUAUCAUCUCCAGGUUUAGCUUCACUCUCUCUCCUAAUUAUAGGCAUUCUCCAGCAUAUAGAAUGAUUGUUGAACCAGAAUAUGGUGUUGAUAUUAUCAUUCAGAAGACUUGAGAGGCUCGUAGCUGAUGAUACGGACAAAUAAACUCCAGUGAACCUGCAAGCAUUUGAGUUUUCUUUGACAUAUGUGUGUUUUCUGAUGUAGACACAAAACUAUUGCUUAGUUAUACAAGAGUUUCUUCUGGACUUAAAUCCCUUUCUUUUAGAUGUUUAUCUAUAUGCUCGGUUAUGAAUA
Molecule: messenger RNA, 2133 nt
Organism: Vigna unguiculata (cowpea)
Lineage: Eukaryota; Viridiplantae; Streptophyta; Magnoliopsida; Fabales; Fabaceae
Product: cytochrome P450 714A1-like
Molecular function (GO): iron ion binding; heme binding; oxidoreductase activity, acting on paired donors, with incorporation or reduction of molecular oxygen
Source: RefSeq, a predicted model, not a curated record